Messenger RNA from Scutellospora calospora, 223 nucleotides. The record is from the annotation of a GenBank genome assembly. NCBI's taxonomy places the organism in Eukaryota, Fungi, Glomeromycota, Glomeromycetes, Diversisporales, Gigasporaceae.
AGGCGUAGCCUCAUUGCAAGGCAAUAAUAAUUCAUCAUGUGAUAUAAAAACCGUUUCCCUGGGAAACGAUCAGCAAAAAACAACCACAAAUAUUGCUUUACCAGAGGAGAAUCUUGACGAUUCUGAUGAAAUUGAGCUUACUAAAAAUCAAAAUAUAAAAUUAGAUUUAAUACGAGAUUUACGGAAUAGUAUGCUUAUUGCUAUACCUGACCCUAUAGGCUAA